CGGCGGCUCUGGCUCUGAGAGCCUUUCGGCAGCUCCACGGGGACCUCUGUGCACGGAUGGACCCGCCCGGACCCGGCGGGAAGCGGCCUGGCAGGCGGCAGGCCCGGCGGCGGCAGCAAAGUCCGGACGGGGCCAAAGCCGCGGGUCCCUGAGGCGUGCGGGCCCAGUGGGCCCGGCGGAGGCACCAUGAUGCCGGGCGAGACCCGCUCGGCGGCGCCCGGGACGGCAGUGGACCUCUCGCGGUGUCAGGGCUGCGCCUCCCUGCAGCAGAAUUUAAAUGAAUAUGUUGAUGCAUUAAUUACCUUGAAGCAGAAGAUUAUCAAUACAGAUAAUUUGUUAACGGAGUAUCAGAAGAAAUGUGAUGAGCUGCAGUUUGCAAGAAGGGAGAACAGCACUCUCCAUCACCAAGUGGAGCAGAUGCUUCAGAAAAUCUCUCCGCUGCAGAAGUGUCAGGAGGAGCUGGGCUCGCUGAGAGCGGAGCUCGAAGAGAAGAAGAGUUCUCUCCGGCUGUAUCAGGAGACCCAUCAGGAGUAUGCCCGCGCCAAGGAAGAGUGCUUGAAGAGUGACGCCCAGAAGAAGAAACUGGAAGCCAAGGUGAAGAAGCUGGAAGAGGCUGCGUUCAAGCAGAUUCAGGACUUCAAGCAACUGAGGAAUGAGAAGAAAGUCCUCGAAAAGGAAUUUAAGAAAACGCAGGAAAGACUGGAUGAAUUUUCUAAAAGGAAAAAAGAAAAGGAGUUGAGACACAUUGGAACACAAAUCUCCAGCGAUUCCUGUGGAAGGAUAGAUAAAAGGAAGGUCAAGUUGCUUCUGAAGGAGCUCUGGCUCUGCAUCAACACGGCCCACGGGAUCCCAGGUGAGGGGGGCUGCGCCCGGGGGAGGGCGGCCUGCGGGCGGGCAUCCCAGGGCCUCCCGGGUGAGGGUUGGCUCCUGUCUCCCUCACAGCCCGGGCCGCCCCAAGCUUCUGACAAGCAGGCAGGCUUAGCAGAGUUGUCCCUGGAGACAGAGGGUGAUUUUCCUUCAUGUAAAAAUGUGGGGAAAGCGAAGCCCCAUGGUGCAAGGUCCCGAGCUGAGCACAGAAAUCCUGAGCUUGUCACAUGGAGUCAGAGUGACGCUGAGAGCACGGCCUUCUCUGACCAUGACCCCUUGUUUGAUGAAGACCUUCAGGCUGCCAUUGACUUCUUCAGACUCCCACCUCCUCUUUUGUCUCCAGUGCCCUCACCCCCUCCGAUAUCCUUGCCACACCUGGGGCCUUUACCUGUGAGUUCUGCUCUUUGAUUUGAAUGUCAGAUGGAAACCUACUCUGGCGAGUACACAGACUCCAGUGAGGAUGACUCUGGCCAGCACCACAAUUCCGCUGAGUCUGUUUUUGAAGAUGAUACAGCUGAAUCUCAGAACUACUUUGGCUCAUUCAUUAGAAAUAAAGGAAGCAGUACCCUGUUUAAGCAGCCUGCAGCCCACGCAGCUCCCCGAGCUCCAGACACGGGCGCAGUCAACGCAGCGACAGCUAUGCUGAGAGGCCCCCCAGCCUCUCCCUCUUUAGCCAGUGAAGAGCUCCUGACCCCACUGUCUCAGUCCAUGACUGUCAAUAAAAGAGACAUUUCAGACGAAGGGCAAAGGCAGGCCACAGUCAGGGAGGUGGAUAAGUGUGUACAGACUGAGGAGACAGUGCCUGGUCCCACCAGCGCACUGGGCGUUGAGACGGUGUCUGGCCACUCAGCUACCACCAGGUGCUCAGCACUGUGCCUCUCUCCUCUUGGCAAGAGGCCACUGAGUGAACUCAUUGAAUCUGGGAGGAAAACCCUCUUAUCCAGAAUAAUACGGUCACCCCAGGCAGAGUUUGCUAGGCAGAUAGUCCCUAACGAAAUCGCUUCUGAAUCCGACCGUGUGCGUGCUAUUUCUGAGCUCUUCCACAGAGUGUCCAGAGAACUGGAGAUGGGGAGAGACGGUGCGCAGGGCUUUGCAUCAGAAUCGCUCGAAUCUGAGGAGGAGAGUGCAGGGGAUGUAGCGGACACGGCAGAGCUGGAGGUCAGUGCUGGCUUCUCCUCGGCCUCCCAGGUGUCAUCUGUCUGUGGCGGUCCCCAGGCUGCCUCUGGCUUGGAGGACGAUGGCGGUGUACAUCCUCCAUCCAGGAGGGUCUCCUCAGAGGCACCUUGUCCAGAGCUGAGACCAGCCCUUGAAGCCUCAAGCCCCAGCAGCCUGCAGUCGGAGAUUAUACCCAUUUCUGUAGGCAGCAGUGAGCCAGAGAGCAACCUGCAUGCUUUGAGCCCCAAGUUGGGGGCUUUGAAUUUCAGCAGCCCGAGUCAUAGUGGGAUCCAGUGGGUAGAGACUGUCAAAGGCACGAGCACACUGUUUUCAGUUCCUCAGUCAGUAUUUAUGAAAGCAACGAGAAACGGGCAGUGGGAAAGCGAAGCCCCUACAGCCAAGCUCACACGUGAAAAGUCGGACUGCACGUCCUCAGUAGCUGCUCGGAGGGGCCUGGUCAGGAGCAGCUUUGGCUCUGCGGAAAGCCCUUCAUGGCACCAGAGUGCUGUGCUAAGGAGAAAUGAGGGGGCCAGUCUGGGAGCUAAACCAGAGCCCAGACAGCAGCCCAGCCCUCGGCUGCAGCAGACAGCGCCACCGGCAGAAAACGGGGGCUCGGCGCCCAGACUCGGGCCUGCUGUGGAAGGUAACCGUGCUGUACUGUUCAAGGCUGCUUCGUGGCUGCCCAAUCAAGUGUCAGUUAUCACAAAACAGGCAAAACCUGCCAAGGCCCAGAGUGCUGUCCCUGAGCCACGCACACUGUGCAGGAGUGAGCCUACGUCAGCCACAGAGACUCUCGGUUCUGGGACUCAGCCUGUGGCAUGCACAUCACAAGGUGGUAGAGGAGAGGAGGGCAGCACACAGACGCUUGGGGGAGUGGCUGCUACGCACAGGACGUCACCGGAAGGUUCUGCCUCUCGGAGGCAGGCAGGUGCGAAUUCUCCAGAGAGUCUUGUACCAGUAGAAAACUCUCCUUGUUCCACAAACAGUGUAUUACCUCUCUCCUUUGAAAACAUCCCAGUCCAACCCCAGGAUGUUGUGGCAGGAGCCUCUGUCCAAGAGCAGCUACAGAAGCAAAGUCAACCCCUUCCUUCCACAAGCCCUGCCAUGUUUGGGGUGGACGUUGAUACAUCGCCAGCCACGGAAACAGUGACCUCGAGAGGCUUCCCCUCUGAUGGUGAGGCCCCGGCUGCUGGCAGUGGUUCUCCUGGUGUAGCGUGGAAUUCUCACGAGCCUUCGCAGCUGAAGUCUCAAACUGCUGGUGCUGCCUUGUCUGGAGGUUUUGCCACCAUGCGUACCGCCUCUCCUUCAGCCUUUUGCAGGAGCGAUGGAGAGACCCAUGCUCUUAGCCAGGACAAACUUCCUGACAUCUUGUAUUGCUACACAGGCCUCCGUGAGGGGGUUGAGGAGGACACGGAAGUGGAGGAGAGUGAGGCUGUCAGCUGCAGUGAGGGUGAGAGUGAGAUUGGGCCCGUGGGGGGCCAUGGGCAGCAAGUCUCCAAGGACGACCUCCUAACCGAUUCCGCAGACGCGGACGCCCUCCAGACCAGGCCUUCCAUAGAGCUGGGUCACCUGACCUCGGCUCUGCAAGACGUGAACAUCAGUGCUCUUUCUGAAAUAGACAGACUGUCCACAUCGGAGGUGGUCAGGUUCCUCGAAAGCUGUCAGUUAAGAGACUGCAGUUCUGGGGACUCUGUGUCGGAAUGUUCCAGCAAAGGAGCUGUAACUACGGAAAUGAGCAGAGAGCUGAGGGAAGGCAGAGACUCAGGAGAGCGGCACCAAACGCAGCUCUACGAGGAGGUGACACCAGGGACCUCCGAGGGGUCGGCUGUGUUGGAAGAAGAGGACUGUCCUCUAGGAGAUGCAAGUCCGCUUCCCGAGUGCGCGCUGGAAACACUCUCCGAGGUUCUCACCACGAUUAGGCCACACCUUGGAGCACGUGAUGGGGGCCCCGACGCUGCAGACACGGGGGAUUUACUGCUCUUAAACCUGUCUACCGUGACAGCUGAAGAUGUGAAAGAAAACGCUCUACCUCACAGAGCAGCUCCCUGUUGCUCACACCCUUCAGAACCACUGCCGCUGACCCACGCCGGCACAGGCAGCUCUCCCGCCAGCGCUGGCUCUCAGGACAAAGCCCCUCGGUGCACACCUGAGGCCACUCACAAUGUGGCCGGGCGGGUGGGUGGUGAGGAGGAGGCCCUGUUGAAAUCUGAGGAGCCAGCUCACCCGGGCUCAUGUCUGGGGCCAGGGCAGGUGCCUGAGCAGAGUUCUCAUGGGCUUCAGUGUCAGAGGGUGACAGGGACCUCCGAGGUUAUCAGUGUGCUUGUAAAUAAGGAUCAAAACCUAGUCAUUGAAAAGGGGGACAGCUGGACAGUCAUAAAUGGUGUGGCGGUCAUGCCAGGCGUGGACCAGGUCAUACUGUGUGACGCCCUUGGGGACACCCAGAUUGCCCCAGACCCAGGCCUGGAAGCUGACUGCAUUGCAGUCACUACUGCGGAGAAGUCCCCAGAAACAUGUCAGGCGGACUCUCCAUUUCAGGAGCCUCGGGGUGACAGUCCCACUUCACGCAGCCAGGAGGAUGCUUCGAGCAGUGGUCCGAGUGCCAACUUUGAUAAAAGUCGGCUGCGUAAUAGGCCCGUCAGACCCAGUGUGCGGAUUAGCUCUCAGAUAUACAGUCAGGACUUUGAGCCUCAGAUUGCGGCCUCUGAUCACACGUAUUGUAACUCCAAACUCGAGCCGUGCAGCAAAAGUAAAAUUCGAGCCAAACUUUCCAACAAAGACCAGCCCACCAAACCAGGAAAGCCUUCAGCACCAAGCAGAGCUGAAAGGGAUCAGAGUGAAGUUUCUCAGUCAUUGUCAGGAGAACGAGGCGGCUCAAAACCUCAGCAAAGGCAACCUCAGACCAUUCUAGCCAAUGCUGAUACAUCCACGCCUCCAGAAUGUUCCACCGACACGCUGAGCAAGAUACGGCAGGAGGUGGGUGCCCCCUUGCCGCCUCUCCUUGCUCCUCUGAUAGCAACGCCUCCCAGGACUUUGCGGCCGGUCUCGCCUCUCGGGUCCAGCUGCAGUCCUUCCUCUCCAGCCUCUCCCGUGGGCCGGAUUUCUCCGUUAGGUGAUGCGCCGACGUCUCCCAUGACGUCACCUUUGCCAGAAGACUCAGAGCGUAUCUCUCCUUCCUGUGCUGCUCCCUCUCCAUCCGCUGUGCCAGCCAGCGAGAGGGCACUGUCCUCUCCUCUGCAGUUCUGUGCUGCCACCCCAAAGCACGCACUUCCCGUGCCCGGCCGACUCCCUGCACGGGCACCUGGCCCCACUGCUGUAGGGGGCACCCAGGAGAAUUCCGUUAAAAUCCUCGACACCAUGUACCCAGAGCUGUCUGCCAGGGCCCGGACCCUCAGCAUCUUGAAGGGGAGCACCCAGCCCCCCAGAGGCCCACCCGCAGACUGCAAGAGUUCUCCAGGGCCUGUCGGUGCCGUCACACGCUUCAGAGCCAUCGCCUCCACGUCCACUGCCUUCGUGAAGACCGCGGGCAGUGGCGGUAGUGACUGUAACCAAGAUAAGUCAGGUGAUUCAGGGGCCUGGCAGGACUCCAGUGGGAAGCGGGCAUUGUCGGCAUCCAUACCACGGAGUGCUAAGCGGUUACGCCUGGACAGUGGGUCCCCAGAAUCAGAGACCAGGGAGGCUGGGGCAGAAGGAGGUGGUAGGAACCUCCGAAGGAACUAUUCUGAACCUGAAGUUGUACCAACAAACGGGGAAAGAAGUUGUUUUGCUCCAGCUGCUAACACAGUUUCAAAAUUGCCUUUAAACCCCAAAGAAAUUGUGGGAUCACACAGUCAGACCAUAACGAGUGCUCUGAAGAGAAUUGCAGAGGCGUCUUUCGAUCUGUUACCUGUCAUUCGCAGCCAUGUCUAUGUGGGGAACAUCUCCAAAAAGCCUGUCAUGAGAGAUCAAGAGAAAGAAGUGGUUUAUGAAUUUAGCACAACAAAAAAGCACCUGGCAGAGUGCUUGCUGCACUCCAUCCUUUCCGAGCUGCAUACCCAGAAAACAGCUACGGAGCACAGUUACGUCCACGCCCUCUGCAGAGUGUACGUGGGUGUCUGUCGGCAGCUGGGAGACUUGGAGAGAGCUCGCUUGUUUUGCUACAGCAUACUGAAGGAAGAUUUUCCUGAGUCCGACAAACUGACGCUGUUUAUUGCAAACAUGUGGCAUGAUAUAUUUAUGUCCCAAUCUGUGAUUAAUAAAGCGAUGCAGUUAGUUGCCAGGCAACGUGCUAAAGGAGAGGUUCUGAACUGUUUGAGAGCUUUCCUCAAUUGGGAGAAGAAUGCUCCUGUAGAUGUUGGCUUCAUGGUUUCUAAGCUGCUUUUGACCAUACAGUUAUGUCCAAAAACAGAAUUUCAGUCGAGUGAGAAGUUUGGUGAAGACCUGAGUGAUAACACGUGGGAAUGCAUAUUUGCCAUUGAUCUGCUCUGCUGCCAUCAGAAGUGGAUUUGGACACAUGACAACAUCAUAAGCAAGGAGCUCUGGCCUGUAAUGGACAAAUGGGUCAAAUACAGAAAAGGACACGCAAACAUCACCUAUACCCCUGACAUCAUUAUAGCAUCAGUGCUGCGGCUCAUUGGUCGUUUAGGCCAAUUGGGUUUGAAGGAGGGCUUCCCGUCGGCUGUGAAGAACAUCAGUUCGGUGAUUGGUAUGUUCAUUCAGCAUGCUCGGGAUGAAGAUAUACCCUGGGGUGUGCAGUUAGCUGCUGUCUAUGCCCUCUGUGACUUGAGUCCCAGCAAUCCAACGGAAAUAGCCAAGAUCCUGGAAGCCUGGCGGAAGGAGACGGUGCAGAGUGUGCCGGCCGCCGUGGUCAGCUCCCUGGAGGAAGCCGGUGCGCUGUGCACAGAGGAGUGCAGCUAG
Orycteropus afer afer is the source of this 6915-nucleotide messenger RNA. RefSeq names its product interactor of little elongation complex ELL subunit 1 (gene ICE1). NCBI's taxonomy places the organism in Eukaryota, Metazoa, Chordata, Mammalia, Tubulidentata, Orycteropodidae. The record is from RefSeq and is a predicted model, not a curated record.